UUUCAGAUCCAUUGCAUGAUUUUGAUACGUCUUCGGACGCAUCAGUUUUUGAUGGUUGUUUUUAUUUUGGCGGCUAAAUUCGCAUUUUGACAAUAACUGCACAACUUUUGCACAGAGAGAAGCAAAAAGAUGUCGACUCAGACGAAGGAAGAUUCUGUAACUGUCAAGAGGAAAAAGCCGAUGAUGAACGGGUGUCUAAAAUAUGUCUUCUCGGAACCGAACGCAGAAAAACCGGCUAAAAUACUAAAAGUAGACGUUGAUUACAAUUCGAGUGAAGAAUUUUUAUUUCCACAAUUUGACUCGAAAUCCACUAGAGAAGAAGAAAAUUUGAACAGGUUGUUGACUCCUGCGGAGCAACAUUGUGUGAACUCAAACUUAUAUCACAUUUCGAAAUUAAGAAGUGAAAUUAAUCCAAUUUUGUUACAGAGGAAUUUGCUUUACAGAAAACAAGCUAAAGAAUCUAAAUCUUUGAAAGGCAUGGAUAGUCGAAAAUCCUUAGAAGCAAUUUGCAAUGAGCUGACAUCACUGAACAAAGAAAUAGAAAACUCUGUACAUCAAGUUGUGUUCCGAAUAUCAUAUCAUGGUUUAGACUUCAAGCAAAGUAAAGAUAAGCUUAUGACUUCGCAUAGAAACGGUUACGGGUCCGCGAUUCGUAACUUAGAAGAGCACCUACAAAGCGGACAACUAGAACUUGAACUAGUUAAAAGGCGGUUCAAAACAGUUACAACUGUUGGCUCGCUGAAGUUUUCCUUAAAUGGAAGUAGUUUGUCAACAAAUGGAUAUGCAAGGCGUCUUACAAUACCUGCCAAAAUAUCGAUUCCCCUUGAAAAGCUUGGAAAUAAUCAUUCUGAGAUGCCAGGUGUUUUUUCUACUGAAGAUGCAUUGAAAAUCACUCUAAUACUUUUUUCGACAGCUUCAAGUGAAAGUGGAAAGUCGAGUCAAAGAAACGGUAAACUAUCUGGAGGUUAUAAUAAUUCUAAAUUUAUAUGGGAGCUACCGCUUGGUAGUUUGGUAGACUUAGAGAAAAGCAACGAUAUGGACCUGGAGCUUCACUUAAACAGCGCUUCGUUUUAUUCUUCCGCGAACUCUAAAGGUUUUUGUUCGCCUUCGAAGAAGAAUCCAAAGCUUAGUUUUGACGACCAAGAAUUGCCAUUUGCUGCUUUAAAACUCAACUCAGUAACCGAGUUCGUGCCUUCAAGCUCAAACCCAGGGCCCUGGAUAAAAUCUUUAGUCGAAUCACCUGUCAAAAAUCCAGCCCAACGGAAUUCGUCGAAACGGAGAAAAUCAACGUCUAGGUCUCCCAGUAGAUCGAGAAAUACAGGAUGUAUAGAGAAUUCAACAGAAACACAGUCCUCACGAGCUUCACCCGUACGGAGAACGUCUCCAAGACUAGCUGGGCAUUCUCCUGGAUCGAGGAUUGUAGAAAAACCAACAUUGUCUUCUAAUUGUCAACAAUCUCCGAAAACUACUAGAAGCAGUGAGUCAAUUGUAUCCAGUAGUUUCUCGUCUGAAGUUGAAUCGGAUAGCCAGAAAGCGUCGGCAAAAAUAUCAAAAAACAAACAAUCGCCGGCAAGUGUUUCCAAGAGAAUGCCACCUAGGAGAUUUAGUCCUAGAUCUCGUGCUGGUUCAACUGGUUCAAUUGAUAGCUCGUCUUUUAUUAAACCGAUAGUUCGACCUUGGGAAGCAAAUAGCCGCAUGCUUUCUACAAAAACGUCUCUGGUUAAAAAUGGAAAGCGUUCUCCUGAUCAAUGUCAAUGGAGUUUGCCUCAAAACGACCCCCAUAGUUCUCCAGCUUCUCGACAUUCAGCGAUUAGAUCUGAUGCAGCGCUCAUUGAUUCGGAUGUUUUUAUGGAAAGAAAGAGUCCUAAAUCUGACAAGCAUAGAUCGAAAAAUUCUGCUGGCAGGCCACAGGCGAGCUUAAAACAUCAAUCUGAAUUUGGGAAAGAACGAGACAAGUUAUCACCUGCUGGACAACCACAGGCUUCCAUGGUUCUGAAUAAUAGAGUUCUUUCUCCAGAGUCGAGAAAAUCACCUGGCAAGAAGUCACCAAGAAUUAGAACGAAAAGUUUACACGAAAUUGCGGGUAGCACAGAAACCGAUGUUUGGAAUGGAAGCACAAAUACAACGCCUCCACAUUUUGUUUCGGAUUCUGCUGUCAGAAACUUUGGCGGCACAUCUACUCCUGAUCAAAGUAUUUCGCCCUCGAAAUCAAAAAGUAUUGAACAAACUGAAGUCAAAAUGGAAUGUGACUCAAGUAUUGAGAGAUGUACCGAGGAGUGUUUGGUGAAAUACGUAUUUGUAAUAGGUUGCAAAACUUUCUACUUAGACUCGGGCGUAAUCUCGUGUAUUUGGUGCAAAAAAGAGCAAUAUUCCAUUGACAACCUUUUGUUACACUAUUCCACUUUCCAUCAAUCGUACAUAUUCGAAAAAUCAGGUAGUUCAACAACUAGUGCACUUAUUUUGGUAAAUUUGGCGGAUUGUCGACCUAAUCAAAAGGUCGAGGGGAAGAAUUUCGUCUUCAUCAAAAGGAAAAAUAAAGGCUCCGAAACAGUAGACGCGGAAACGGCGCUAAGGUUGUCUUGUGCAGUGUUUGAGAGAAAUGGAAAUAUGCUGACAACUAAUGUGGAUUUCGCCAAUAGUAAAACAGGUAUGUACUUGCCAGCGUAUCAGCAAACAACAGAUUCGGACGAGGAAGAAGCAAAUGUGAACUGGCAACAAAUGCACCAGAGAAGAUUGGUGGAAGAGUUCUGUGACGUCACGUAUGAGGAGAAACUACUUAUGAAUAUGUGGAAUGAGCACCGGAUGAAAUAUAGCCAUGUCUCAGGGAAUAAUCAAGUGCAGUGUCUUCUUCGCUCUUUUCUCAGGGACUGUAUAGGAUCAAUGGCUUUCUCUCAACUGACCUCCCCUUUCCUAGACUGUCUUCUCCUCCACAUCCUCAGUCUCUACAACUUCCACUGCAUCUCUCUUCUACAGUUACAACAGACUACCACUAUUGUACAGUGCCUCAGGGCUGAUCCAAUCACUUUCCUACCUCUCAUAUCCUCACACACCGCAAAUCAGCAACCGCCAUCAAAUUUAAACUGACACCAACCUUUGUUCCGAACAACAGCGCUUACUCGACUGAGCAAUUUUGAUCCAAGUGAUUCGAUAAAGUUAAAACUACUUUCUACUUGCAUGAUUUGCAUAUCCACAUGCGUCGCAAAUCAUCAACUUGAAACUGACGAUCCACGUAAAGUAACGACAAUCGUGAAAUGAGCCGUAGGAACAACCAGCACUCAAACUGGCUAAUUUAGAUCUAAGCUUACUCGAUGAAGAUCGAACUACUACCCACUUAUCAUAUCUGGAAGCAGCACAAUUCCUCAACUACCAUUUGAUAGGACCAUUUUGCUCCUAAUUCCAACUGCCUUUAGUCAACUGAAUAAUUGUCAAGAAUGGAUCAAAGUGACUCGAUGAAGUUUACGAUUCCUGUCGACUUAUCACGAUUCCUCAUCCAUCCACUAAAUGAGAAUUAACGACAAAUGUGGAUUGAAUCUCACACUAGGCCUAAAGUCAACUGUGUAAUUUAGAUCAAUUAUUGUGAAUUGGCGGAUUUAUUUCCACAAUUUUGAUACCUAGACAAAUCAAAUGUUAAGGCCAAAUGUUACUUUGAAACCGACGUUCAGAGUCGACUGACAGAACUACUGGCAUGUGAUAAUAUGCACGAAGUGACUCGAAACGAAAACUUUUAAAGUACUUCCCUAUCUUCAUGACGCCACGCCUCCUCAACCUUAGCAACCUUGCCAAGCAGCAGUAAUUUGUUUCAAAUGCCAGCGCCGAAAAAUAUUUGAUUGCAAAAAAAUUGAUCAAAGUGAAGAUCGAUUAGUUUCCUGCCGUUCAUAUCUAAAUAGCUAGUAAAAAACCUCCUUAAAAAUGAGUGGUUAAGAGUAAAUUUUCUCAACAAAUAUGCUUAAGCUAACAUGGCCAUUUUGCUUUUAUUAUAAGCUCUGUGAUACACGACG
Symsagittifera roscoffensis is the source of this 3998-nucleotide messenger RNA. RefSeq lists its product as uncharacterized. Bases 130 to 3084 code for a protein of 984 amino acids. The record is from RefSeq and is a predicted model, not a curated record. Lineage: Eukaryota; Metazoa; Xenacoelomorpha; Acoela; Convolutidae. Gene Ontology annotation, molecular function: chromatin DNA binding. The transcript is spliced from 3 exons. Gene Ontology annotation, cellular component: nucleus.